This is a messenger RNA of Equus caballus (horse), 2932 nucleotides long. It is a transcript of the gene AGBL4, whose product is annotated as AGBL carboxypeptidase 4. Gene Ontology annotation, molecular function: zinc ion binding; metallocarboxypeptidase activity. NCBI's taxonomy places the organism in Eukaryota, Metazoa, Chordata, Mammalia, Perissodactyla, Equidae. Gene Ontology annotation, biological process: protein side chain deglutamylation; proteolysis. The record is from RefSeq and is a predicted model, not a curated record.
GCGCCGGCCUCCAGUGCGCCGGCCUCCCGUUGCCCUGGCAACCGUCGCGCCGCGUCCUCCUGAGGGAGUUCCUGUCAGCCCGCUGAUCCCAUCGCCUGCUCUUCACUGCCCCGCGAUUUUUGCGUGGGCUCAGAGGCGGAGGGACAACAAAAAAUGGCGGAGCGGAGCCAGACGGCGCCUGAGGCAGGCAAUGAUAUGGGAAAUGACGAAGCCAUCGGAGGGAAUGUGAGCAAAUAUAUUGUGCUUCCAACUGGAUACUGUGGACAGCCCAAGAAAGGACAUCUUAUCUUUGAUGCUUGCUUUGAAAGUGGUAACCUUGGACGGGUGGACCAGGUCUCUGAGUUUGAGUAUGAUUUAUUCAUAAGGCCGGAUACCUGUAAUCCACGCUUCCGAGUCUGGUUCAACUUUACUGUUGAAAACGUGAAAGAAUCACAGAGAGUCAUUUUCAACAUUGUUAACUUCAGCAAAACCAAGAGUCUUUAUAGAGAUGGGAUGGCCCCUAUGGUGAAAUCUACCAGCAGACCGAAAUGGCAAAGGUUGCCACCUAAGAAUGUUUACUACUACCGCUGCCCGGACCAUAGGAAGAAUUAUGUGAUGUCCUUUGCAUUUUGUUUUGACCGAGAAGAAGAUAUUUACCAGUUUGCUUACUGCUACCCUUAUACGUACACUCGCUUUCAGCAUUACCUUGACAGCCUGCAAAAGAGAAACAUGGAUUACUUCUUUCGGGAGCAGCUGGGUCAGAGCGUGCAACAGCGGCAGCUUGACCUCCUGACAAUAACCAGCCCUGAGAACCUUCGGGAAGGGGCAGAGCAGAAGGUGGUAUUCAUCACGGGACGAGUCCACCCAGGGGAAACACCCUCUUCAUUUGUGUGCCAAGGGAUCAUUGACUUCCUCAUAAGCCAGCAUCCUGUUGCCCGCGUCCUACGAGAACAUCUGGUCUUCAAGAUUGCACCAAUGCUCAACCCUGACGGAGUCUACCUGGGCAAUUACAGGUGCUCUCUGAUGGGGUUUGACCUGAACCGUCACUGGCUGGAUCCCUCUCCAUGGGCACACCCUACCCUGCAUGGAGUGAAACAGCUCAUCGUCCAGAUGUACAACGACCCUAAAACAAGCCUGGAGUUUUAUAUUGACAUCCACGCCCACUCCACCAUGAUGAAUGGCUUCAUGUAUGGCAACAUCUUUGAGGAUGAGGAACGGUUCCAGAGGCAGGCCAUUUUUCCCAAGCUCCUCUGCCAGAAUGCUGAGGACUUCUCCUAUUCGAGCACAUCCUUUAACCGGGAUGCCGUGAAAGCGGGAACUGGCCGUCGCUUCCUUGGUGGACUGCUGGACCACACUUCCUAUUGCUACACUCUGGAGGUCUCCUUCUACAGCUACAUCAUUGGAGGCACCACGGCUGCUGUGCCCUACACGGAGGAAGCCUAUAUGAAGCUGGGGCGGAACGUGGCGAGAACGUUUUUGGAUUAUUAUCGGCUGAACCCCAUGGUGGAGAAAGUGGCAAUUCCCAUGCCGAGGCUGCGGAAAGAAAAACCCCCUCCCUACAAGUACCCACUCCUGCGGGGCUCGGCCAGCAACUACCCCAACGGCAAAGGGGACAAGAAGAGCUCAGUGAACCACAGAGACCCUUCAAACUCUUUUUAGGGGCACGGAGUCUAGUCAGGUCUUGUGGAGGCAGGAGUGUGCAUUUUCUGCUGGGGCAUGAAAUUAAUCACCCUUCCCUAGUUUCCAAGGGUUGUGGGAUAACGAAUAAGCUAGUGAAGGGGAAGGAAAAAAAUGAGAAAUUCAUCAUUGAUUUUCCCUUUUACCAACGGAAAAUCAAUUGUGAGCCUUCAGCUUAAGACUCAGGAACGAAAUAGGAGAUUCAGACCAGGCGAGUACAGAUGCUAUUUUCCACAACACAGAGAUGCUCACAGAAAGAAGAAACCCUACACAUCCCUUUUGAGAGGUUUGACACAUCUCAGGUCAGUGCUUUCAAAGCCCCUUUACCUUUUAAAGUUGUAUAGUUACUACGGAUGGUUACCUUUUAGAAUAGGCCAUGGUUGUUUACAGUUUUAGAAAUGCACUCUCUAUAUUUGCUGAUCCCAGACAACAGCAACAACACAUAAAACCCAAAGACAAAUGUACUGUUGGGAACAAUGGGACAGAAUUUUUGAAAUCAAAGUGGUCUCAGACAUACACUCUAUCUAUGAGCUGCACGCUUCCUGCCGCCCUCAAACCCCAGCAUGCAACUUCAGAAAACUGUUCUGAGAGCUAUUUCCCGAUGACCUGGGUAGCUGAAUUGAAACAGUAGCUCCAAAGACAAAGUGUAUUGGUUACUCAUUCCAAAAGGUCCCUCAUGGUUAAGAUCUCCAGAGCCCGGUGUCAGGGAUCAAGCCUGGCCACUGAAUUGGUGGGCACGGAUAAUCUAUAACCAGGGCAGGCUGACUGCCAGGUAAGAAGAUGAAAACGACAAAAGGAGGCCCCUCAAGGCAGGCAGGGAUGAUAAAAUAAAGCAACAGCAGCAGCAAUUCCCAAAGUGAGGGAGCUGAACGUUGUGCAUUUUUCUAAAGAGUGAAGUGCGUUCGUAUGAUGAAUGGGUCCGGGGGAGACCGCUCCCUUCCCGCCUGUGAAGCGGCAGGCUGAGUCACCAUGACAGCCUGCUAAUUGAAAUGACCUCCCAGAAAUGAGGAUUAGGAGAUAGGGAGAGGAAGGCAGGCACAAGGAGAGAGGGCCGUUAGCACAAGUAGUUCCAGUAAGCAUUCUUUUGCUCUGGGUUGAAGAUUUUCAAAGUGUGCUGCAAAAAUGGAGAGCAAAGCUUAUUUUGCCUUUGCUUAUUGGUUAUCAGAAAUGAUAACAAAGAACCAUAUGUUAGUUGGCUACAAAUUUUGCGUUGUGUAUACAGUUUCUCUCCUGGGUUCUCAUUGCCCAGAGGAGCACAAAUAAAGUGGUUUAUGCA